AUGAAUAGUAAUGUUGCCAAAAGGAAUAUAAACGAUUUUAAAUUGGUUAUUAUCAUGGGAGAGACCACUGCCGAUCAACUGGCGUGGGUGGUGUCCACGUUCUGUCUGGUAUUAGCAGUUGGCGCCGUGACGCUAGUGGCUAGUUUUCACUCGGAAUUAGUUUCUAUCUCAGCACAAGCAGAAGACGAAUUGCAAAUAUAUAAUAAGGCACAUGAGGAGAUUUGGAAGGAAGCAGUCAAACUCGCUGAUAAAUACGGAAGAAAAGUUGAGAAGCGCAACGUUUUUUAUUCCAGUCGUCAGGCACCUCCUGCUGUUCCGGUUGACCACCAACGUCGUUCUAACCUUCCCCUGCACCGUCAAAGGCGUUACUAUGUGGGGCAACCUGUCUACAACAAUUUAUAUGUACAAGGAAUCCCACAACAACCUCUGCCCCGAUUUAACACAUUGAGAUGUCAGUGUCCUCCCGGUCCUCAAGGACCCCCUGGGCUAGAUGGAUUCGAUGGCAUUCCUGGACUCAAUGGGGAGGAUGGGCAUAAUGGCGAAGAUAGCAACUCACUGAGACUGCACUAUUCGGAUGCAUGCGCUAUUUGUCCUGCUGGACCACAGGGACCACCAGGAGAACCCGGCCCAGAAGGUGAACCAGGUCCAACAGGGUUUCCAGGACCGCCAGGAGAAGACGGAGCACCUGGUAUUCCAGGACCCAAGGGCCAAACAGGGGACAGAGGAGCACCUGGAGAAAUUGGGACGCCAGGUCUGCCUGGCCAACAAGGAGCUAACGGCAUAAAAAACGUUCCUGUGCCGGGCCCACCAGGUCCUCCAGGACCAAUAGGUGAAAUAGGGUUAGAUGGUGAGAGAGGACUCCCAGGCUUACCUGGUCCUCCCGGGCCUGUAGGAUCACCAGGCUGGCCAGGGCAGACUGGAAAUCCAGGUCCAAACGGCAUUAUUGGAUUGCCAGGAGAUCCUGGAAUAAGUGGCGACAGCGGCGGCUACUGCCCUUGUGUUGCAAGAUCUACACGCGAAAGUACUGACUCGUCAGAAGAUUUAUAA
Molecule: messenger RNA, 1047 nt
Organism: Necator americanus (New World hookworm)
Lineage: Eukaryota; Metazoa; Nematoda; Chromadorea; Rhabditida; Ancylostomatidae
Exons: 9
Coding region: 1-1047 (348 amino acids)
Source: RefSeq, a predicted model, not a curated record